AUGCAGAAAGAAAACAAGUUGUGUUUUCCACAACUCCUCAACAGCUCCUGCAGGAAGCCAACACUUCACUGGUCCAAAGAUGUGCUCCUGAACACUGUGCUGUCCUGCAUCUCUCUGCUCACCGCUGCUCUAAACAUUCUCGUCAUCAUCUCAGUCUCUUACUUCAGGAAGCUUCACACACCCAGUAAUAUCCUUCUCCUUUCUCUGGCUGUCUCAGACUUUCUUGUCGGUCUCCUGUUGAUGCCAUUAGGAAUCCUUAGAAACACAGGCUGCUGGGUACUUGGUGAUAUAAUUUGUUCUCUUUAUUGGUAUUUAACCAGCAACAUUGUCUGUGCUUCAAUAGGGAACAUUGUCCUAAUAUCAGUUGACCGUUAUGUGGCUAUUUGUGACCCUCUGCAUUAUCCCAGCAGAAUUACUUUGGCGAAAGUCAAACUCAGUGUUUGUCUGUGUUGGUUUUAUGCUUUUUUCUACGUCAGUCUUUAUACAAAGGAUAUCCUACUUGAACCAGGCAGGGAUAAUUCCUGCUACGGAGAGUGUGUAUUUGUCAUCAAUGAUAUUGCUGUUGUUGUUGACCUUGUUUUUUCCUUUAUUGUUCCGGUUUCUGUCAUUGUAGUUCUGUAUAUCAGAGUAUUUGUGGCAGCUGUGUCUCAGGCUCGUGCCAUGCGCUCUCAUGUGACAUCUGUCACACUGCAGCGCUCACUGAAUCAAACAAACAAAUCUGAGCUGAAAGCAGCCAGGACUCUUGGAAUUCUUGUAGUUGUGUUUCUGGCAUGCUUCUGUCCACUCUACUACUUUUCUCUUGUUGAUGAAAAUGCAAUCAAUGAUCCAGCUGCAUCUUUUGUGGUCAUUAUAUUUUACUUUAACUCGUGUCUAAAUCCUUUGAUCUAUGCCUUGUUUUACCCCUGGUUUAGAAAUGCUGUUAAGCUUAUCAUCACUCUGCGGAUUUUCAAGUAUAACAUGAGUGAGGCCAACAUACUAUAA
This is a messenger RNA of Pundamilia nyererei, 981 nucleotides long. RefSeq names its product trace amine-associated receptor 13c-like. Gene Ontology annotation, cellular component: membrane. The transcript has 2 exons. The record is from RefSeq and is a predicted model, not a curated record. Gene Ontology annotation, biological process: G protein-coupled receptor signaling pathway. The coding region runs from base 1 to 981 and encodes 326 amino acids. Gene Ontology annotation, molecular function: trace-amine receptor activity. Lineage: Eukaryota; Metazoa; Chordata; Actinopteri; Cichliformes; Cichlidae.